Mesorhabditis spiculigera is the source of this 987-nucleotide messenger RNA. The record is from the annotation of a GenBank genome assembly. NCBI's taxonomy places the organism in Eukaryota, Metazoa, Nematoda, Chromadorea, Rhabditida, Rhabditidae.
AUGGAUCCGAGGAUGGACGCUGACCAUUUGGCCGUGCAGGCAAUAUUUCCGUAUCUGGCCGGCGGAUCAGCAAUUUGCUGUGUUCUAAAUAUUGCUAUUAUCACCGUGAUCGCGAAGAAUGACUCGUUACGAGGCAAUUUUUACAAGAUCUCGGUGGUGCAGACAAUCAUGGAACUCCUCUGGGCGCUCGUCUUCUUCGUCCUAAUCCUUCCUUCACAAAUCGGCUACUACGCCAUCACAUUCGAGCAGAGUGACUUUCUCACGGCAAUCGCCCAACCAGUACGGAUGCUCCUCUUUACUGCAGCAAUCCUUACCACAAUUGAGAGGGUUACGAUCGCCCAUGCGCCGGAAGUUGGCUGGACUCUGUUUCGACGUGGGCUAAUCCUAGCCCUCAUCUUUGUCAUUCCCACGUUUCUUGUCGCCAUCAUCUUUCGAGAUAGAGACGAGUGGACGUCGAGAGUGGAUUUUACAGAAUGCGAUACUACGAUCGACUGCGUACUCGAGUUCAUCCUGGAAGGAGCCCUGUUUGCCCUGACCAUCGCUGCCGUCAUCUCGUUUGUAUUGACAAUGAUUGGAGCGAUAAAGAGUGGCAGCAAGGAGGAAAAACACGCCCACGCCAUUGCCACCACCAUCGUGAUCAUCGACUACGUGCCACUACUAUGUGAAUCUGUGCGGAGUGUUAUUGCCUUUCGAUUGCAUCGAGUGUUCGAUUUUCGAUUGGACAAUAGCUUGUUUAUUGCCAGUGUGAUCACCCUAACCCUGAGCUCCUGCCUCCGCCCCUUGCUGCUCGCCAUCUGCGAUCCGCAGAUCCGGGCCCUACUUUUUGCUCAUCUCUGCAAUCAGUGCAGAACAUCGUCAGCCACUAGUCACCAAGCUGAUGCUCCGUCGAACGCUAGUCACGGAGCUCAUCACGGAGGCGCUUCGGUGAAGACAAACGCUGUUGGCGAGGUGCAGAAAGCGCCGAGGCGCCUCACCCCAGUGCGCCGA